Cydia fagiglandana is the source of this 2111-nucleotide messenger RNA. RefSeq names its product homogentisate 1,2-dioxygenase (gene hgo). Gene Ontology annotation, molecular function: homogentisate 1,2-dioxygenase activity. Gene Ontology annotation, biological process: L-phenylalanine catabolic process. The record is from RefSeq and is a predicted model, not a curated record. The transcript has 10 exons. Lineage: Eukaryota; Metazoa; Arthropoda; Insecta; Lepidoptera; Tortricidae. Gene Ontology annotation, cellular component: cytoplasm. Bases 100 to 1413 code for a protein of 437 amino acids.
AGCAUACUUGUAGAAAUUAUAUAGCCCGGCUGGUAAACACCUCGGAUACUUGGUGUCGUGCGUUGGAUCGUGAAGCGCGGGAUUUGUUUUUGAAGAAAAAUGUCUGAGUUGAAGUAUCUGUCAGGCUUCGGCUCCGAGUUCACAUCGGAGGACCCUCGGAGACCGGGCGCGCUGCCGGCGGGGCGAAACACCCCGCAGCGCUGCGCUUACGGCCUCUACGCAGAGCAGCUCUCGGGCUCCGCCUUCACCGCGCCGAGAAACGAGAACAGACGCACCUGGUUUUACAGGAUCCGACCAUCUGUAGUGCACAAACCCUUCAAGCGUCUAGAUGUCGCAAAACAUCUCACCCACAAAUGGGACGAACAGGAGCCUGACCCUAAUCAGUCCCGCUGGCUGCCCUUCGACUUGCCAACCACCCCAGUGGACUUCGUAUCGGGCCUGCACACAGUGUGCGGCGCGGGCGACCCGCGGGCACGCAACGGACUCGCCGUACACGUCUACCUGUGCAACAAAUCUAUGGAGCGCAGCGCCUUCUACAGCAGCGAUGGAGACCUUCUCAUAGUGCCCCAACAAGGCACGCUGCGGAUCACGACAGAGUUCGGCAUUAUGGAGGUGGCCCCCAACGAGAUCGCUGUAGUUCAGCUGGGCAUGAGGUUUGCUGUCGCCGUGGAUGGGCCGUCAAGGGGCUAUAUCCUAGAGGUGUUCGACGGGCACUUCAAGCUGCCAGAUCUGGGUCCAAUCGGAGCCAACGGCCUGGCCAACCCGCGGGACUUCCUCACGCCCGUCGCUAAAUAUCACGACGAGGACAAUAUCGAUUUCACAAUAAUUAGCAAAUAUCAAGGCGCGUUGUUCGCGGCGCAGCAGCGCCACUCGCCGUUCGACGUGGUGGCGUGGCACGGCAACUACGUGCCCUACAAGUACAACCUCGCCAACUUCAUGGUCAUCAACUCCGUGUCCUUCGACCACUGUGACCCUUCAAUAUUUACGGUGCUGACGUGUCCGUCGACGAAGCCCGGGGUAGCCAUUGCAGACUUCGUCAUCUUCCCGCCGCGCUGGUCCGUGCAAGAGGACACUUUCCGGCCACCAUAUUAUCAUAGGAACUGCAUGAGCGAGUUCAUGGGGUUGAUCCUAGGCGCUUACGAGGCCAAGGAAGGCGGGUUCCUGCCGGGCGGCGCCUCUCUUCACUCCAUGAUGACCCCACACGGGCCGGACGCUCAGUGCUUCAACGCUGCCUCGCGAGCGGAGCUCACACCGCAGAAGAUAGCUGUAGGAACUCAGGCGUUCAUGUUCGAGUCGUCACUAAGCCUGGCCAUAACCAAGUGGGGAGCAGAGACGUGUCAGAAACUAGACGCCAAGUAUCACGAGUGCUGGCAGGCGCUCCCUAAACUCUUCUCGGAUAAGAUCAACAUCUAGAAUAAAGUUUCGCACAAUAGUUUAUAAUAAAAUGAGGUAGAGGAUCUAGCUGACGAAAGGCAUCCAUCUUUAUCUUAAGAUAUCUUAUGCUUAAGCACUGAUGGGAUGGUUAUCGCGUGAUAAUGGCAUGACAGACGAAACGACUUUUUCACAACCUGUAUAGAAAUAGACCCGUUAAUUGUUAUAACUUAUUACGUGUACUACAAUGUAAUAAGAUUGUUGUUAGCAAUUUUUUUUUAUGAAACUUACAUAACUGUAAAAAAAUAUAAUGAGAAUAAUUUGGUCGUAUUUUCAAUUAGUAUUUAGAGUCAGACCGUGAAAAGUCUGCAGCGAUUUUGAUAGCCCACGCAGUGCAAGUGUCAUUUUAAACGUCAAACUUCUAUGAAAUCAUGACGUAUUAAUAACACUUACACUGCGUGGGUUAUCAAAUCCGCUGCAGACUUUUCUUGGUGCGACUCUAUAUUAUAAGUUAAAUAAUUGAGAAAAACUGUAGGCAUUUUUUCUUGGUACUGUGCUUCUUGAUCUUACUUGGGUACGUUUUAAUCGAUUUUAAUUGAAAGAGAAACACUGAGAAAUGUCAAUAUCAAAUCAAAUUAAGAUCACAUUUAGUUUGAAUGCCUCUCCUGCACUUAGUGUGUAUAUGUCAUAGGAAUAUAACGGUGUUGUAAAUUAUGUAAAAUAAAAUCCAGUUACAUAUU